AUGCAUCCGUUCAACGGGUCAGACCAGUCGUACUACCCGUACGGCUACUCGGCCGCCACGGCCAACGUCUCGCACCACUUGUCCAGCAACAACCUCUACACCUCAUCGCCCGGCGCCGGCUCUACACCGCCCGUACCCGGCGGUCACUCGCCGGGCAUAUCGCGCUAUACUAUGCUGAAGGGUAUCGGGUACUCACCCUACGGCCCACCCGUGCAGUACCAGAGCGGGCUGGCCGGUGGAGUGCCGGGCAGUUCGCUGCUGUCAGCCGGCAAAGAGAUGGUCAAACCUCCCUACUCUUACAUAGCGUUGAUUACGAUGGCCAUCAACGGGUCGCCCGAUAAGAAGGUGACCCUCAAUGGUAUCUAUCAGUUCAUAAUGGAUAAGUUCCCGUUUUAUCGCGAAAAUAAGCAAGGUUGGCAGAAUAGUAUCAGGCACAACUUGUCGCUGAACGAGUGCUUCAUCAAAGUGGCCCGGGAUGAUAAGAAACCGGGUAAGGGUAGCUACUGGACACUGGAUCCCGACUCGGUCAACAUGUUCGACAACGGGAGUUACCUGAGGCGGCGCCGGCGGUUCAAGAAAAAGGAUGCCAUUAAGGAUAAGGACGUCACCGAUCCCUGUGCUCAGUCGGUAGGCGCCGCGAAGGACAGGCGCGCGAACGCUAAUAGUUGUGCCAAUGCUAGUAAUAAUAAUAAUACUAUCGGUGCUGCCGUUAAGGAGCUACAGGGGCUGUCGAACGCUGGUAGUCGACGCUUGACUGAUAGCCAACUGAAAGGUACGGCCGAUGAUGGGUCGGCCGCCAAAGGCAACGCCAACUCCAGUCCUAAUCAUAAUAAUGGUAGUAAUAACGGCAACAGCGCUACCGGCCCUCAUCGCACCGGUAGGUCGAUCUCAAGAUACUCGCCGAUCAGGCAGUCGUCGCCCAAUUCAUACAUCUCUCGACCAGCCAUAGGGACCGUCAUAUCAAUGGCCAACAGUAGCGGUAACGGCGGAACCGUAGCCCAUAAUCAGCAACACAUACCGGUGCCCACUAGUAUACAGUCGCGCGUACUUCUCAACCAAAUCAUCAAUAACUGCAAUAAUAGUAGUGAUAGUGUUGUGAAUAUCGGCGCCGGUAUGUCCGGCCAGGCGUUUAAGAAGGAACUCAUAGAUAAGUGCGAACUGUCCUCAUGUAUGCAAAACAGCAUUCACUACCCGUUCCCUGACGUCAAGGCCAACUGCGCCCGAGAUAUACUCCAAUACCAGCCCCACCACCAGCACCCGGGUAUGUCGGCGCUGGUAGGCCAGGACGAUGUGAUCACUGCCAGUGAUUCGAUGGACAACCCUAUCAACAGCUUCUCAGUGGACGGCCUAAUGGCCGGCCGUGUGGGGAACGGUAACCUAAUUCGGGGCCAAUGUUUGUACAGUACGUGCUCACCGCCUAUGGGCACGAGUAGCCCGCACGACACCUACUCGCCCCCUCUGGACGCCCACCACUACACCUCGGACAGGCUGUCCGACCCUCAGGCCAUGGGUAUAGUGAUCGAGGAUAUCAGUGCAACGGCACUGAGCACCGGUAGCGGUCACCUGACAGUGCAGGCGACGGCCACCGCCAGCCUGAGCGCCGGGCCCUACGAUAGGAACGGCUGGUACUCGACGGCUGCCACCGAUUCGCCCGAAUGUGAUACCAGUGACGGCGGGCCGACCGACCGGCAACUAUACGCCAGCGCCUGUAUGCGCGAUAUGUACGACAGGGCUCACCAGCAAUCGGACAGUAACGGCGCUGCCGUGGCUACCAGUGCCGGACUGUCGCCCCAAAUGAAUACAGUGAGUAACUGUCUGUAUGUGAAUAGUAGUGCCGAUAGCUUUCCGACUAGUAGUCCGACGGCUAGCGUGACAGUGGGCACCGGUAGCGCGUAUUACCCCAACUGUCGCAGUCCGUAG
This is a messenger RNA of Oppiella nova, 1920 nucleotides long. NCBI's taxonomy places the organism in Eukaryota, Metazoa, Arthropoda, Arachnida, Sarcoptiformes, Oppiidae. The record is from the annotation of a GenBank genome assembly.